This is a messenger RNA of Cyprinodon tularosa, 5767 nucleotides long. It is a transcript of the gene kaznb, whose product is annotated as kazrin, periplakin interacting protein b. The coding region runs from base 158 to 2713 and encodes 851 amino acids. Gene Ontology annotation, molecular function: protein binding. Lineage: Eukaryota; Metazoa; Chordata; Actinopteri; Cyprinodontiformes; Cyprinodontidae. The transcript has 18 exons. The record is from RefSeq and is a predicted model, not a curated record.
UGCCCUGCCACCCAUCAGUGCAGGCGAGCACUUCUGUUCGUACUGGUGUAAGCAGCGACGAGCCGUAUUUCACUCCCCAGCCGCAGCAGCAGGACAGCUCCACAGGAGUGCAACCAUCACCAGACAUCACACACCAGCUCAAGCAAGUGGGAGUGCCAUGGAGGACACCCUCACCUGCAGCCAUGCCACCUUCUCCCAGGUGUUUGGACGGCAGGGGCAGCUAAUGCAAGCCACUGUCCAGUCUCUAAACAGCCUGAAUGACCAGAUUGCUCAGUUCAUGGUGACCCGACCUUGUAAUCUCGCUGAUGAGGAGGAGGCCUUCAUCCCAGGAGAGAGGGAUACUCUCAGGAAGUCCAUGGCACUGAUGAGACACCUGCUUAUGGACGCUCAGGGGAAAAUCCUUAAAAUGAUGGAGGACAACAAGCAGCUGGCACACAGGAUCGAUGGGGUCAUCCACUCUGCGAGUCAGGAAGUGACCAACCUCCGAUCUGAGCUCUCCGCAACCAGCCGCAAACUAGCAGAGCUGGGAGCCAGCAGCCCCCCUGCUCUGGAGAACCACCACCUCCUCCACAACCACCAGGAUGACAGCCUCCACUACAGGGAUCCAUCAGUGCACCACAGGCAAAAGACGAUGGUGACGGAUAUGUGCUACCCGACAGAGAUAUCCAGCCUGAUGGACUUUGGCACUGCAGACUGCUCGCUAGGCAAAGCGUUACUGCGAGAGGAGGUGGUACAGCUUCAGGAGGAGGUCCACCUGUUGAAGCAAAUGAAGGACAUGUUGAGCAAAGACGUAGAGCAGACCCAGGGCGGCUGCUCUGCCAAUCUGCUCUCUGCCACUGAGCUCAGCGUCCAGCUGAGGGACAAGGAGCAGGAGCUGGAUCGUGCUAAGGAGGCCUUACAAGCCAUGAAAGCGGACCGAAAGCGGCUAAAAGCUGAGAAAUCGGAGCUGGCGAGUCAGAUGCAGCAGCUGUAUACAACACUGGAGAGCAGAGAAGAGCAGCUGAGAGAAUUCAUCCGGAACUACGACCAGCACAGAAAGGAGAGUGAAGAUGCAGUCAAAGUCCUGGCAAAGGAGAAAGAUGUGCUGGAAAGGGAGAAGUGGGACCUGAGGAGGCAGACCAAAGAAUCCACAGAGCAGGCCAACAUCCUGCGCUCUCAGAUAGACAUGAAGGAGAACAGGAUUAAGGAGCUGGAGGCCGAACUCACCAUGGCAAAGCAGUCUCUAGCCACUCUGACAAAAGACGUACCCAAACGGCACUCUUUGGUGGUGCAGCCGGAGCCAGUUGUAAACGGCAGUCAGGAGUGGGUGAUGCAGGCCGACUUGCCGCUCACCGCCGCCAUCCGUCAGAGCCAGCAGACCCUCUACCACGGUCACAAUGCAGACCGGCAGGCUGUGGUAAGGAUCAGCCCCUGUCACACUCGCCAGCCCUCUGUGAUCUCAGAUGCCUCAGCAGCUGAUGGGGACCGCUCGUCCACUCCCAGUGACAUCAACUCACCUCGCCACCGGACCCACUCCCUCUGUAAUUCAAUGGAAGAUCUAGAAGACCAGAAACGUAAGAAGAAGAAGGACAAGAUGACUCUGGGAUCUCUGUCACGGGUGUUCACUCGAGGCAAGCAGCGCAAGUCCAUGGACCCCGGCUUGUUUGAUGACUCUGACACACAGCACAGCAUGUCUGACGGAGAGGAGCAGCUGGACCGCCUCCAGCAGGCAGAGCUCACUCGAACCACCUGCAUGUCCCUGUGGAGGGCAGGGGCCGUGCAGGCCUGGAUGGAGGUUGUCAUGGGAAUGCCAAUGUAUAUGCGAGCCUGCUCCGAAAAUGUCAAAAGUGGCAAGGUGCUGCUGAGUCUGACGGAUGAAGAUUUAGAGCUGGGUCUGGGUAUUACUAAUCAACUUCAUCGCAGAAAAGUUCGACUGGCCAUUGAGGAUUACAGGAGAGCAGAAUUGGAGCAGGGACUAUCAAAAGCAUCUGAGCUGGAUCAUCACUGGGUCUCCACAUCAUGGCUAAGUGACGUAGGCCUACCUCAGUACUUCCAAACCUUCCACACAAACCUAGUGGACGGACGGGUGCUGAACUCCCUGAGCCGCAGAGAUCUGGAGAGAUUCCUGAACAUUAGCGAGCCUUUCCACCAAACGAGUCUCCUACUAGGAAUCCAGCUCCUGCAGAUGCUCAGCUUUGACAAAGAGGCCCUGCAAUUACGUCGCUUAAAAUGCGAGCAUGAAAACCAAGACCCUCUUGUCUGGACGUGUAACAGAGUGAUGAAGUGGAUCAAGGACAUCGACCUUAAGGAGUUUGCAGAAAACCUUCAGGGAAAAGGCAUUCAUGGUGCAGUUAUCACACUGGACCAAUCCUUUGACACAGAAGCCUUGGCCAAAGCUUUGGGAAUCCCCAGCAAUAAACACAUGCUGCACAGACACCUGUAUGAAGAAAUGAAGUCUCUCUCUGCACCUCUAAGAAAUGCAGAGCAGAGCACUGGGGUUAUCAGUUCUUCUUCACCUGUGGCUGUUAAUCGCUUUGCUGAUGAAAGGAUAUCUAUCAGAAGAUUAGGAAAGAGUCCACUAAGGUUACGUGCAGACAGUCAUUCCGUGGAGCGAGCUCUGGGCUUCCACAGCAACUGUGGCUCUUUGCCCAGAGAGGCCAGAGUGCAUGCUGUUCCCCGUGCCAAAGGCAGCCCGAUGCACACCUUCAAAAGUGUUGAAAUCACCAACGUUUGAAGGAAUCAUCAAGAUCUUCACCUCUGUUUACACUGUAGCUGUUUACUGUUGAGAAUGACAAGCACUUGUCAAUGUCUUUUAAAGGUGUAUAAAACAUGAUGUAAUAGGUCAGAUCUACUUUUGUUAUCAUCACCAACGUGGAAACUUCUAUAGACCCAAUGUAGCUGUUGUAAAAAUAAUGAAGAUGUUUUAAUUAGGUUUAUAUGUCCUUAAUGUAAAAAAGAACAGGUGGCAAAAAGAUGGCUAUAGUUAAACUAAGAACUGCACACGGUACCCCUUUGAUGCCUUACAUAAAGUCUAAUAAUGUAUUUAAUGCUUAUUUCUACUUCUUUAUGUGAGCUGAGGUGUGCCUCUUGGUUUAAAAAAAACAUAUACAUGUUACUACAUGUAUGUAUUUUCAGUUGAGAGAUAGAAAUUUGGUCAAUUAUUGCUUUGUUGUAACCCUAUAUUUUGGCAAGAAUCCUUAUAUUCCUGGAAAGUCUAUUUCCCUUUAUAUGGUGCCACAUUUCCAAGAAAAAAAAUCACUUGUAGAUAGAGCAGUGGAGUUGAGUAUGUAGGCUGUACCCCUGAAAAACCAGUCACAUUCUCUCUGCCAGUUUCAUUAGAUUAGGAAACCUGACAGAUUUUGAUUGAAUGAUUUAUCCUCUAACUUUGGUCUCUGUAAUGCAUUUGAGAAGGUAUCCAAAAAAUGAUUUUGUUGGCGUUGCCAGCCUGGCUUCCUAUUCCUCAAACCAAUCAGAUUAAUGUGGGUAAACUGGUCACUUUAGCAUGAGUCCAGGUCAGACUGACAGGUUUUUAACUGAGUUUAGGGGUUCAAAACACCUUCCUCUAUAGGGGUGAGGACUGACAUUUUAGAGGAAUUGAAGUGUUUGGCACCCUUUGAAGCAACUGCCAACAUUCCACGGCUGCUUAUUUAAUUAGCUUCCUGUUUUGGAAUCUCAGCACCUUUUAAACCAGUAGUUCAAGAAAUCAUUGAGUUACUUGUAAAGACAAGACCUCUCUAAAUUAGAUCUUGCAUCAGGGAACCAAAAAUAUGUCUGAGCAGGUAAGUUUCAUUUUCACUUUAUUGUCUAACAACAGCUUUUUAGGGCAGUUCUCCCGUUUAAGGGGAGCUCAGACUGUCAUAAAGGACGGCUCUGGGUCGCAAGAUUUAUUCAGUGAUAGAUCCGACUAUCUAAAGUUAGAUACAUUUUUGAAAAGAACAGCCCACGUGGAGCAUCAGUACACACCAAAUUCAACUACACGGUAAAUGUUUCAGUGUUAAAGUAGCACUUUAAGAGUACAUUCGGUCCCACACUAAAUCCGAGUGGGACUAAAUGUACUCUUUAACACUGAAACAUUUAGUAAAACAGUCUUAAUUUAAAAUUACUUUGUUUAAAUGCAUAAGCAUUACAACAAAACAAUGAGGCCUCAAGCAUAACCUUAUAUUUUCUAGAAAUAAAUAGAGAUAGACUGGUACACUAUCCAGCCAAUAUUUUUGGUCAAUAUUAGCGUUUUUUUUCUUGUAUCGCUAUUGAGCAAUACAGGCAUGUAUUUGCUGAGUUAGGAGUGAACUAAGCAGCCAUGCCUUGAGAGCACAUAUGGUGCAAGCAUUGCCACUUCCUUAAUUUCUUAUCUUUUUUUAAUUGUAAUUAUUUUUUUUUAAACUAAUUUUUAUUUUUUUUGUUAAAUUGGGACUUUUGUUUCAUUGUUAUUUUUUUCAUGCAAAUGAAGGUAGAGAAAGCAAUAUCCUUCUAAGGAAUGGGUCCAAAAGAAAUCUGCAGGGCAUAUAUGGGGAUCAGUUAAACUGAAAUAAAUAUGGAAAAAAAAUCGAUAACUGCAUCGGCCUAAAAAACUGUAUUGGUCCAUCUCUAGAAAGAAAGAAUACGUUUUGGGCUAAAUGAAGUUAUACACCAUGUUCUGCUGUUAAAAAGUCACUUUUUAUUUUCUACAUCUCUGCAGCUUUAUACUUGUAGAUCAAUGAUGAAACUCACUUUUAAGACAUGAGCGGGUGAUUCAAACUUUAUCAGCAACCAGAGGCUAGAAAGAAUUUUAAAACUGGAAUUUUUACUGUCAAAUUUCAAAAGAAGGGGAGUUAGGCAAACCUAAAUGGUGCCAAAAACACAAUGAUAUAAAAAAGCUAAUAAAGAACCACAAUUACACAGGAACUCAUUCCUUACUUAUUUUUUUUUUAUUUCAAACCUUGCAGAGGUUCAUCCAGUCUCUUUAGCAUUGAUACAUUUUAAAAAGGCCUAGACUUGUUAUAUACUCUAGCUUUUCAAAUGUAUACACCAGUUGCUCACUCUGGUUGCAUACAAAGUUUUUACGAAAAAUUACAACAUUCUGCUGUGAUAUUGUUUUUUCUAUAUUUGUUUUUUAUGCUUUGUUUUUGCUAAGUUUGUGAGUACAUAAAGCCCUUCUGUGUAUAUAUUUACAACAGCAACAUCACUUGACCAGAGGAGCCAAAUGUCACAUGUGCACAGUUGGUGAGCAAGGAUAUAAUGGACUAUUUAAACACUAUCAGGAUGGAUGUGUGUUGUAUAUUAACUUAUUUUUAUCAUAAUCAAAAUGUUUUGUUUUUUUGUUUUUUUUGCAUAUGACAUGGCUAUGCACCUUUAAAUUUCACUUUAACAAUGGCAGAAUGGCAAAGACUUAUCACAUGAAUUUAAAGAUAUGAAAUUAAAGUUUAAUUUGUUUGAGAUCAAGUCUAGUAACAUCUCUGCAAAGCAGUACCUCUUCUAAUGCACUCCUGUUUUUAUUAAUAGUGCAUGUGUAUUGGGAUCAAGUGUGCCGCAUUCAAUGAGUUCCAGCACUUUCCUCAUUUGUAAGAAAAUAUUAUACAGUAUUAUUUGAUUUUCCUGUUCAUUAGAGUUUUAAUCAACAACCAUCUUCUUAUUGCUCUCAUCCAGUUCUUCCAAUUUAAUUACUAUGCUCUGCACAAAUGUUAAUUGUAAUAACAUUUUCUCUGUAAUUUUAUUGUUCAUUGUUUGUUUAAACAAAUUUUUAUGUAUAAACCUGAAUGUUCUUUACAUGGUUAAUAAAGGCAACUCUGCUGUUUUGCUAGUGGCAAUUUUA